CCUCUACAAGACCCGAAUUUUUGCGGUGAACCUUUGUCCUUCUCAAGCUUUUCUUUAUGAUAACAUCUGUAAGAAAGGGGAUAAUACGUUUUGACAGUACUAGAACAUGUCGCACUUCAACGCUGCCCAGUUGUUGUCGGUCGAAGGACUGGUUGUCGUCUUAACCGGUGGUGGCACAGGUAAGCUGAACCCCUUACUGCCGCAAAGUUCGUGUGAAGACUAUGUUUACCCUCCAGGAUUGGGCCGUUCAACAGCCCUUGCCCUGGCCGAAAACGGUGCCGCCAAAGUCUUCAUCCUUGGCCGUCGAGAGGAUGUUUUGCAAGAGACCGUGUCUCUUGGCAAAAAAGACACCAUUAUUCCAGUCCAGGCAGAUAUAACAUCGAAAGAGUCGUUACAGGCAGCCUAUGAGACUGUCGCAGCACAGACAGAUCAUGUCGACCUACUCAUCGCCAACAGCGGCUAUGGAGGCCUGCCAAUGGCACCGCCAAAGCCAAAGCCGGACGGGUCAAUCCCAAGUCUUGCUGAGUUCCGAGAUCAUCUGUGGUCCUCCCCAGAAGAAGAUUUCGGGAAGCUCAUGGAUAUCAACGUGAAAGGGACAUUUUUCACUGUUGUUGCAUUUUUGUCUCUGCUCAACGCAGCAAAUGAGAGAAGACCGGCUCCCGUAGAGGACCAACUCCCAACCCCAAAGGCACAGGUUAUCAUAGUUGGUUCGGUAGCCGGUCAUUUUCGAGUUGUGCCUUAUAGCAUCGCAUAUAAUAUCUCCAAGGGUGCGGUGCAUCACCUGAUCAAGACACUGUCCAACAUUCUCACACCGUACGAUAUCCGUGUGAAUGGUAUAGCACCGGGAUUGUUUCCUUCUGAGAUGACGAAGAUAGCGUUUGGAAUUACCAAGUCAUCAGCCUCGGAUGGUGCCUUUCCCAAGAGUGAACUGCCCCCCGGUCGCGCUGGUCGCCAUGAAGAGUUUGCAGGCUUGGUUCUUUGGAUGGCAAGUCCCUCUGGGGCAUAUGCCAAUGGCAAUAUCACAAUCAUCGACGGGGGUUGGCUGAGCACGUUGCCAAGUUGUUAGGUACUCAACACUGAAACAGAACACGAUGGCACGUAUAUACAUAUAUUCUCAUUGAGCUAGGAAGAAACGUUCAUGCAUAACCCAAUACAAGAUGUUAUACGCUUUGAAAG
This is a messenger RNA of Aspergillus costaricaensis CBS 115574, 1176 nucleotides long. RefSeq names its product SDR family NAD(P)-dependent oxidoreductase. The coding region runs from base 107 to 1066 and encodes 319 amino acids. The record is from RefSeq and is a predicted model, not a curated record. The transcript has a single exon. Gene Ontology annotation, molecular function: oxidoreductase activity. NCBI's taxonomy places the organism in Eukaryota, Fungi, Ascomycota, Eurotiomycetes, Eurotiales, Aspergillaceae.